AUGCGUACAGCUCGAAUGCAGACCGAGGCUUUCAAGCCAUCAAAGCUGCUACUCGCCAAAAGUCCGGAGCAGCCAGUCCGGAAAGAAGAGCACCAGCAACAGACGGUCUUCGUCGACAAGCAGGCAGAAGAAGCCUGCAUCGUGUUUCUCCAUCAAGGAAACCAGCAUUCGGAGGUGGCUGGGGAGGCCCCUUCCCGACUCUCCAUUGCCACCUUGGCCCGGAGCCGCCGCGACGAAGGCUUCAACGCGGAUUUCAGCUACAAAGCGGUUGGCUCAUGGAAGACUUCUAAGAAAACUAUCCUCACCCCGCGGAAGAUUGUGGCUACCACCAAGCACCCGGAAACCAACAUGAAACUGGAUCUCACGAAAGCUUCCGGUAUAGAAGACACGCAGGGUGUGCAUGCCAGCAUUAUGGCGCAGUCCUACACCGCCGAACCCAACAGCCGCAUCAUCGCUGUAUCUGAUGACGGACACAAGAUCGAUGAGGAGCAAGCUAAGCGGACAAAGCCACAGCAACGACCGCACCCACGCCGGUCACACCGGCGACGACAUCGACGACUUCAGCGCGGGUGGCUACGGCGGAACGCUGUUUGGACGGACUUUAACCAAAAGGGGCUUCCAAUGGACAUUUCUCUCCACGCUGCACCCCAGGACGACCCACUAGCACGCCGUUUGCACUCCGACUGCCACGAGGCGGCGAGGACCAGCCCGUUGAGAACCAGCUCAUGGGUGAAUUCCAGCCUUACAAAACUCGAGGAAACCAGCACACGAUCGUCUACAGGCUUUGAGGUGUCAUCCUCUUCCUCUUCCACUCUAGAUCCUCAAAUUUUCAAUGCCAUUAUGCAACGCCAUAGCACGCAGCACUUGGGAGUGGAAUGCAGCCAUGUCAACACCGUGAAAGACAUUGACCAACGCAGCCAAUCCGCACACAAAAGCAGAGAUACCACAUCAGUCUACAGGAGGAAUUGGGAUACCGCAGGGGCCGUGAAGCUGGAAACGGCCAGGAAUAUCCUCGAACAACCUACCCAUCUGCGCCAGCUGAAGCUGCCCCCUCGGGACACUACAUACUACCCUACCUCGUACGCAUGCAGCGCCCUUGGAUUACGGAACGACUAG
Mytilinidion resinicola is the source of this 1116-nucleotide messenger RNA. RefSeq lists its product as uncharacterized. The transcript is spliced from 3 exons. The record is from RefSeq and is a predicted model, not a curated record. Bases 1 to 1116 code for a protein of 371 amino acids. Lineage: Eukaryota; Fungi; Ascomycota; Dothideomycetes; Mytilinidiales; Mytilinidiaceae.